Messenger RNA from Puccinia graminis f. sp. tritici CRL 75-36-700-3, 1847 nucleotides. RefSeq lists its product as uncharacterized. NCBI's taxonomy places the organism in Eukaryota, Fungi, Basidiomycota, Pucciniomycetes, Pucciniales, Pucciniaceae. The transcript is spliced from 7 exons. Bases 339 to 1334 code for a protein of 331 amino acids. The record is from RefSeq and is a predicted model, not a curated record.
AGAAAGCCCAGUGAGUCUGGUAUCAGGGAGGGGCUGAGUGGUCUGACCGACCCCCGCUCGAACCUCUUCCUCCAGCUGGUGUCCUGCACUUGACAUAUUAAGUUCACCCCCCCUCCACCCCCACCCCCACUGUUUCAUCCCUCCCACCUUAUUACAACAUCCCAGCGUUCUCUUGACCUUCUUACUCUCCUUUCAUACUUCAUCAUUACUUUCGCUCGCUUGUUUCUUAUCUCCUCCUCCUAAGCUCUCUCUCUCGCGCUCUCCUCACCCAGCCUCCCUCUCACGCCAUCCACAUCACUUAUACCACCCUUUCCAAUCGAUCAACCUCCAACCACGCAAUGUCUUCCCCUGAAGUAGCUGCCCCUGCCGUGAUCGAGCCCACUGUUGCUCCUGCUGCCGAGCUCACAACCUCUGCACCCGCCGAUGUGGUAGCCGAAACCCCUGCGGGCGCUGUCGAUCAACCCACCACUGAGGCCGCCGAGACUGACGCAGCUGCACCAGCCGCUGUCGAUGCCGCCACCGACUCCAAAGUCGUCGAAGCUACCAAGCCCGAAGACAAGAAGGAGAAGAAACAAGGCCGCAAGCCGUUUGCUGACCUUCUUAACAAAAUACUCAAACCUCAAGACAAACCCGCGUCUGAGAAGAAGAUUGAAGCUGAGGCUGUUGAAGAAGCGGCACCCGAAGCUGCUGCCCCGGUCGCUGAAGCACCCGCAGCCGAAGCUGAGACCGUUGCCGAAGUACCUCAAGUCGCUGAUGCCCCCGCAGAGGCUGCUCCGGCCGAAGAGGCUGCCAAGGAUGUCACUACUCCUCGCAGAGAACGUGGUAACAUCUUUGAAAAAUUCACUGCAUUCGUCCUGAAGCCCAAGAGCCCGAAAUGCAAAAAAGCGGAUGCCCCCAAGGAAGCUGAGGAGGAAGUCAAGCCUGAUGAGGCCCCUGUUGCUGAGGUGACCCCAGAAGCCCAGCCUGUUGAAGAAGCUGCCCCUACUUCUCCUCAAGCUCCUGCUCCUGAGGCUGUAGAGACACCUGCCGUCGAAGCCGCCGUCAGCACUGAAACUCCUGAGGAGGUCAAGGUUGAGAAGAAGGAAAAGACCCCUAAAGACCUGGCCAAGAUGGCUCGUCGAUUCAGUGGACGAUUGUUCGGCGCUGACAAGAAGAAGGAGUCUUCCAAGAAACCCGAGCCCACCGAAGAGGAGGCUCAAGCAGCCGCACAAUCUGAAAACCCUGCCGAGAACGUCGCUGUUUCCGAUGUUGCUCCUCAAAUCCCAGCUGACCCCACCCCCGAGGUAACUCAGUCUGCCGCUGACCCGGCACCUGUGAUCGCGGCCGCCGCAUGAAGAACUUCCUUCGGUAGUCUCCUUGCUCGCCCUACUCCCCUAAUUCCAUCAGUGUCCAUUAAUAAUCCACCUCAUUAUACCCAGUCAUCAAGUCGACACGAAAUCCUGUUACUUUGCACUCUGUUCUUGCUUGGACAGAUUUCAACUUGAGCACACGCGACCCAGCUAGUCCACACAUGUCCUGUUUCAUGAGGCCUGCGCUCGGUUUAACUUGCGUACUUCAGCUGCAACAGCAAAGCGUUUCACAAAUCUCUCUUCAUCGGUUCUUUUUUUUUGGCUAUCUUGGAUCCACGUCAUACUCGUCCUCGUCAUAUGUCUUACUUUCGUGUUUAUCUAUCAUUUGCAAUUACGCACACCUCCUAGUGACCCAUAAAACCCUUGUGACUGAUGCCAGCACUCGUUUUCGAUCGUCAACUCAUUCUUUAACAUGGGGUGUCAGCCCCUUCUUCCCCUUCUUCAUUUGAGCUUGCAAUGGCUAGCAAUUAGAUGAGAUGACUCCAGCUCAUUUAACGG